AUGGGUGGCCACUGCACGUCUGCCAUUGAGGUCAGCCAAGAAAAAAAUGGAACGUGUACUUGUGUUUAUUUUAAAACACAUUUCGGCCAUGAACUGAAUAUUGGUUUUCUGCACCUUAGUAAAUCUGAAAGGGAGAUUAUUGCGGGUAAAAUUGCUGAGGGUGUGACAUUCCAGAGGAUUUUGGAUGAUGUAAGAGAUUCCAUACAUUGUGAGGAGGUUGAGAGACUGCACCUCCUUACUCGGAAGGAUCUUCACAAUAUCGAAAAGGAAUUUCUAAUUGAUCCUCACCAGUACCAUCCUAGUGGUGAAAUUAGUUUCAGAGUGGAAAGUCUGCAAAGUAUGCAGACCUACAGCACUACAAUUUUACAAGUAUUCAGUCUAAACAUAAACCAAAUUCCUUGGCAUCCGUAUGACCCAACCAAACUGGUUAUGGGUUAGAUAGGCUACACCUGAUGACAUGGCAGACAUUUGUAAAAGAAUGAAAUGAA
This is a messenger RNA of Schistocerca cancellata (South American locust), 488 nucleotides long. RefSeq lists its product as uncharacterized. Bases 1 to 438 code for a protein of 145 amino acids. The transcript has 3 exons. Lineage: Eukaryota; Metazoa; Arthropoda; Insecta; Orthoptera; Acrididae. The record is from RefSeq and is a predicted model, not a curated record.